AUUGAAAUAAAUGUAGAAAAUGAAGACUCGAAUACUAUCAAAAAAGAACAUCCAUCUGAAGACGCAAAUGCUUUUGUUUUGAAACCAAUUUCUAAUAUAGAAGAUAGAGAUACGAGAUUUGACCAACAUUCUCAGAAAAUUUUAACAUUAACUGAAAUUGAUUUUAUGCUCUUGGAACCUACGUCAAUAAAUACAAAUAGUCCCACUAACAUAAAUACAUCCCAAUCGAAGGAUGAUGAUAUUCCAAAAAUACAAGAACUUAGUAAUGAUAAAAACAUACAAUCUAUGGAAUCAAAUUCUGAUUUGAUGGAAAAUGAACGCAUCGUCCAAAAUGUUGCUAUUCAAGCGGGAUAUAGUAAUAAUAUAUAUGAUCCUCUUCAAAGUUCUAAUAAUGCAAGAGAUAUAGAUGGCUGGUUGUCUCCCAGUACUAAUUUAAGAUCCAAACGACGAAAGACAGGUUGUUCGGAAAGUGCCGAUAAACACGUUGGACGAUUACAUGUCCCAUCAACAAACACUUCUAUGAUUGAAUCAAAGUCAGAGACGCGAUUCAGAG
This is a messenger RNA of Funneliformis mosseae, 553 nucleotides long. The record is from the annotation of a GenBank genome assembly. Lineage: Eukaryota; Fungi; Glomeromycota; Glomeromycetes; Glomerales; Glomeraceae.